This is a messenger RNA of Malania oleifera, 1774 nucleotides long. RefSeq names its product 7-dehydrocholesterol reductase. The transcript is spliced from 13 exons. The record is from RefSeq and is a predicted model, not a curated record. Gene Ontology annotation, biological process: brassinosteroid biosynthetic process; sterol biosynthetic process. Bases 243 to 1547 code for a protein of 434 amino acids. NCBI's taxonomy places the organism in Eukaryota, Viridiplantae, Streptophyta, Magnoliopsida, Santalales, Ximeniaceae. Gene Ontology annotation, molecular function: oxidoreductase activity, acting on the CH-CH group of donors, NAD or NADP as acceptor. Gene Ontology annotation, cellular component: endoplasmic reticulum membrane.
GUAAUUUUGUUAAAAAACAACUAAUUAUUCCUGGCUUAAAAGAAAAUGCAGAAAUAAAUAUCAAACGCGGCGUCGUCAAUACGGGAAGGUCAAGGCGUAGUCCAGCACGACCUGCCCCUCUGCUGGAACGAUCGAGCUGGUGAGUUUUCACUGCAUUUCUAGUUCCAGGUGCUUUCUAGUCAAGCAAGCGUCGAUUCAGAGUGCGAGUGCGAGUGCGAGUGCGUGCUUUGGUGGUGAAGAUAAUGGCGGAAUCAAACAUGGUACACUCGCCGGCGGUCACGUAUUUCUCCGUUCUCUCGCUCCUCAGUCUCUGCCCUCCCUUUGUCAUUCUUCUAUGGUACACAAUGGUCCAUGCCGAUGGGUCUGUUUCCCAAACUUGGGAUUACUUGAAACAGCAUGGACUACGGGGGCUUAUAAACAUUUGGCCAAAACCCACUGCUGUAGCAUGGGAGAUUAUUGCCUGUUUUGCAGCAUUUGAGGCUGUACUCCAGCUAUAUCUACCGGGAAAAAGAGUUGAGGGCCCAAUUACUCCUGCAGGGAAUAAACCUGUCUACAAGGCUAAUGGUUUGGCUGCAUAUGCAGUAACAUUGAUUACUUAUCUUGCCCUUUGGCGGUUUAGAAUAUUCAACCCUGCAAUUGUGUAUGACCAUUUGGGAGAAAUUUUUUCAGCUCUCAUUUUUGGAAGCUUCAUUUUUUGUGUUUUCUUAUACAUAAAAGGUCAUGUGGCGCCGUCUUCCUCUGAUUCUGGUUCAUCUGGGAACAUCAUAAUUGAUUUCUAUUGGGGUAUGGAGCUGUAUCCUCGGAUUGGCAAGAAUUUUGAUAUUAAGGUUUUUACAAAUUGUAGAUUUGGGAUGAUGGCUUGGGCAGUUCUUACUUUGACCUAUUGCAUAAAGCAGUAUGAACAGAAUGGGAGAAUAGCAGAUUCCAUGCUUGUAAAUACUGUGUUGACACUGGUUUAUGUUACAAAGUUUUUUUGGUGGGAAGCUGGAUACUGGAACACUAUGGAUAUUGCACAUGAUCGAGCUGGUUUUUAUAUAUGUUGGGGUUGCUUGGUAUGGAUUGCAUCUGUCUACACUUCCCCUGGCAUGUACCUUGUCAGCCAUCCUGUAAACCUUGGUACUAAGCUUGCCCUUUAUAUUCUUGUAGCAGGCAUAUUGUGCAUAUAUGUCAACUAUGAUUGUGACAGGCAAAGGCAAGAAUUUCGCAGAACAAAUGGCAAGUGCUUGGUUUGGGGGAAGGCUCCAUCAAAGAUUGUUGCCUCGUACACAACCACGUCUGGAGGAACAAAAUCCAGCCUUCUUUUAACCUCUGGAUGGUGGGGUUUGUCCCGUCAUUUCCAUUAUAUACCGGAAAUAUUAGCUGCCUUUUUCUGGACAGUCCCAGCUCUUUUCAGUCACUUUCUGCCUUACUUCUAUGUGAUAUUUCUUACCAUCCUCCUUUUCGACCGAGCCAAAAGGGAUGAUGAUCGAUGUCGAUCCAAGUAUGGAAAAUACUGGAAGUUAUACUGCGAAAAGGUUCCAUAUCGUAUUGUUCCUGGAAUUUAUUGAGAAGAUGGUGUAUGAAUUAAUUAGCUGUGGUUUAAUUUAUUUUUCCAUGGUGAUAUGCUAGAAUAUGGGUGACUAGCAAAGCAAUAUGUAUGGUGUUUCCCUUCAAUGCUCACCAGGUUGGCUUUACUAGGUGCUUGUAAGUUUUGAUACUUCAGCAGCAUGUGCUUUGUUGUGUAAUAUGGGAGCUUUACCUAUUAAAAUCUAUAGAGAGACCUUUAUUUAUUGAA